Stegostoma tigrinum is the source of this 1961-nucleotide messenger RNA. RefSeq names its product proteasome 26S subunit, non-ATPase 9 (gene psmd9). Gene Ontology annotation, biological process: proteasome regulatory particle assembly; proteolysis. NCBI's taxonomy places the organism in Eukaryota, Metazoa, Chordata, Chondrichthyes, Orectolobiformes, Stegostomatidae. Gene Ontology annotation, molecular function: protein binding. The coding region runs from base 466 to 1098 and encodes 210 amino acids. The record is from RefSeq and is a predicted model, not a curated record. Gene Ontology annotation, cellular component: cytoplasm; nucleus. The transcript is spliced from 6 exons.
AUCAGUCUGAAAGCAAGAAAGAGGCAGUAGGGUAGUUAAGAUUUUGUUGGUUGAGAAUCCAGAAUUUGAGAAACAUGGAUAUCUCCAAAAUGUUAUGAGGUUGAAAAUGAUUAGGCAGAGGAGGAACACGUGGUUGUGAAGGGAUUUUAAGACCAGGCUUAAUUCUUUUAAAAUCAAAGGCAAUGCUUAACAAGUCUGACAUCAAAGGUCCAUUUUCAUAGUCCUAGCUGUUCCAGAUUGUCAUUUCCAGUUUGUUAAGUUGAAUUACACCUCGUGGAAAGUGAACACAAUGAUUAAUAUUAUAUCAGUGAACCACAUUAUUUCUCGAAUUUGCACAGAUAGUCACGAAUCGUGAGACUGCUAAGAUAAAGUCGAACUGUGGGACUUGUAUUUUGAAUUAUGCGGUUGCGUUUUGGGGAAGAAUGGUCUGAGUGCUGCCGAGACCCGUAGUCAGUCAGUGGCACCAUGUCGGAGGGAAGCUCGGGAAGUUCCUCACAGAGAGUGACCGUGGCUGAUGUACAGCAGCUGGUGAAGAAGAAAGAUGCCAUCGAGGCGCAGAUCAAAGCUUACUAUGAUAUUUUGGAGGGGCAAAACAAAGCUGGAAUGGACGAGCCUUUAGUUGAUAUUGAAGGAUAUCCACGAACGGAUAUUAAUGUUUAUGAAGUUCGAACAGCUCGACAUAAUAUCAUUUGUCUACAAAAUGACCAUAAAGCCUUAAUGAAACAAAUUGAGGAAGCACUCCAUCAGCUGCAUGCACAUGACCGGGAGAAGCAUAGACUAGAUGAGGCAGAAGUGCAUUCUGAAGCAGUGGAACAGGAGAAUCGUUUACCAUCUGCUUUUGCCAAAGUAGACACUGUUAGCCCAGGCUCACCUGCCUAUAUUUCAGGUUUGCAAGUUGGUGAUGAAAUUAUAGAAUUUGGUUCUGUAAAUACACAAAACUUUCAACACUUGCAAAAUAUUGCCACAGUGGUACAGCACAGUGAAGGGAAACCUUUAAACAUAACAGUCAUUCGAAAUGGACAAAAUGUACACAUGAAUCUCACACCUCAGCGAUGGAGUGGAAGAGGAUUAUUAGGGUGUAAUAUUAUUCCUUUGUAGAGCUAAAGAUUGUUGAUUCAGCACGAGAAAACCUUCACAUACUGCAAAAUGCUCGCACCAUAGUAACCGAAAUUGGAGCAACCCUGAACAUUGGAACAUUACGGCUACUUAUUCCAGUCAGAGGUUUUGAAUCCACCUAAUUUGAAUUUAAAGCAGACUAUUUAUUUAAUUUGGUUGCUGUGGAAAGUUUAUUUUCUCCAUUCUUUUUCAGAUUAAAUUUUAAACCCAUUUGUACUUUACCGUCAUCAUAUCAUUCUUCAGCUAGACUGUCACAGCCUUUUCUGUUGCCAUGAUAUACCAUGAACAUAACAGUGGAGGAACGGUUGAAUUGAUUUCAAUUGCUGUUUAUUUCCAGAGUUUUCUUGCCACCUCAAUUCUAAUCCCCAUACCACAGUUGAUUAUUAGUAAAUUUCUAGGCUGAGUUGUAUUGAUUACAAAUUAAGGAUAUUAUGGACUUCAAAGUUAAAACAUUUUGCUGAUUUGUAAAGAUGGUAGGUGUAAUACCUGCUUUGGGAAUAGGUCACAUGCACAGUUGAGUAUUCAAGAGUCUUCAAUAUACAUGCAACAUUUUUGUCUACAAAGUUGCAAAUGCUGUGUCUGUAUAAGAAAAAUGGAAAUGUGUAGUUAGUGAACUUUGUCAUGUGUUAACAUUACAAUUGUUUGAAGUGACUUUUUUUUAUACAGGUGAUUUUUCUGAAUCUUUACACAUUCAAAAUGCUGAAAAUCGAUCUGUAUUUCAUUGAAAUAUAGGAGCAAUUCAUGAAUAAAAUAAAUUCCAUGUUUGAUAAGUGUGCUACAGUGAAAGGUUUGUUUGAAGUAUAUGAAAUUCAUAUAUUUGAUAGAAUUAAAGGUAAUGGAACAGA